AUGCCAGGGGCGACGAUGGACUCCGAGCUGCCCGUUGAGCCACAAUCUCUUAAGAAGCUGAGCUUCAAAUCCUUAAAGAGAGCUCUCGAUCUCUUCUCUCCUACCCACGGACAAUUGCCGCCAGCUGACCCGGAAAGCAAGAAGAUCCGAGUGAGUCAUAAGCUCCAUUCUGAGUAUGGGAGUGCAAGAAAUGCAGCAACCGAAAGUUCUACUCGUAUAGCAGCUGCUAAAAGUCAAGCGCAGCAGACUUCCACUCCAUCAAAUGUCCUAGCACUUCCAGGCCCUGAACAGUCAAAUAAUGUACAGAAGGGAAGGUUGCAGAAGGAUUUGGUGAUAAAUUCGACAGGGCAGCCUAAGGGGCCCACCGACGAUGGGGUUCAAGUCAGGAGCACAUCAAUUGUUCCAGCUCAUGGUUCGGCUGGAAGAAAUCUAUCUACUUCUGCUAUCAUGGAAAGAAUUCCAAGUAGAUGGCCUCGUCCUGUAUGGCGUGCACCUUGGAAGAACUAUAGAGUCAUUAGUGGCCAUUUGGGGUGGGUGCGAUCCGUUGCUGUUGACCCAAGUAAUAAUUGGUUUUGCACAGGAUCUGCUGAUCGAACAAUCAAGAUAUGGGACUUAGCAAGUGGCCGCCUGAAACUGACGCUUACCGGUCACAUUGACCAAGUACGAGGUCUUGCUAUUAGCAGCAAGCACACAUACAUGUUUUCUGCUGGUGAUGACAAAUUAGUUAAAUGUUGGGACCUAGAGCAGAACAAGGUUAUUCGUUCUUACCAUGGUCAUCUAAGUGGUGUUUAUUGCUUGGCUCUUCAUCCCACUAUUGACAUUUUGUUUACUGGUGGGCGAGAUUCCGUAUGUCGGGUGUGGGAUAUUCGCAGCAAAAUGCAAAUUCAUGCACUUUCUGGACAUGAAAAUACGGUCUGUUCAGUCUUCACAAGGCCUACGGAUCCGCAAGUCGUAACCGGUUCUCAUGAUUCAACUAUAAAGUUAUGGGACCUUAGAUAUGGCAAAACAAUGGCAACUCUCACACAUCAUAAGAAAUCUGUACGAGCCAUGGCUCUUCAUCCUAAGGAGGACUGUUUUGUAUCAGCAUCUGCCGAGAAUAUUAAAAAGUUUAAACUUCCAAAAGGGGAGUUCAUGCACAAUAUGCUCACUCAACAGAAAACUAUUAUUAAUUCUGCGGCAGUCAACGAGGAGGGUGUACUUGCCACAGCAGGCGACAAUGGAAGUUUGUGGUUUUGGGACUGGACGAGCGGUCACAAUUUCCAGCAAGCCCAGACAAUCGUCCAGCCUGGGUCAUUGGAUAGUGAAGCUGGUAUAUAUGCAAUCACAUAUGAUGUAACUGGUUCGAGGCUAAUCACUUGCGAAGCAGACAAAACGAUCAAAAUGUGGAAAGAAGACGAAACGGCCACCCCAGAGACUCAUCCCCUUCAUUUUAAGCCACCCAAAGAUAUGCGGCGUUUCUAG
This is a messenger RNA of Striga hermonthica, 1461 nucleotides long. Lineage: Eukaryota; Viridiplantae; Streptophyta; Magnoliopsida; Lamiales; Orobanchaceae. The record is from the annotation of a GenBank genome assembly.